ACCUAUCGACACUCGCCGGGACAAUCCAAAUCGACACAAAAUGCCAUCCGAGCAAGGUCACCGCCUCUACGUCAAGGGACGUCACCUCAGCUACCAGAGAGGCAAGCGCAACACCAACCCCAACACCAGCUUGAUCAAGAUUGAGGGUGUCGACGACUCCAAGGCCGCCAGCUUUUACUGCGGCAAGAAGGUCGCCUUCGUCUACCGCGCCUCCAAGGAAGUCCGCGGCUCCAAGAUCAGAGUCAUGUGGGGCAAGGUCACCCGCGCUCACGGCAACUCUGGUGUCGUCCGCGCUCAGUUCCGCAACAACCUCCCUCCCCGUUCGUUCGGUGCCACCGUCCGCGUCAUGCUUUACCCUUCUUCGAUAUAAGUGCGGCAAGGACGGAUUCGAUGGGAUUACGAGCAUGAUCAAGUGUCGCAGCGGUGUUGGUUUGCAGUCAACCUGGUCUCGAUGACAGAGACAGUGGUUCAAAAGGAAGGCGUUUUCUCAGUCUGGGAAGGGAAGCUGCCGACUAGUUUCAUGUCCACAAAAGAAUCGCAAAAGCCUCCCGGCAUGGCGCAAUAGCCAUGAUGAGAUAAACUGCUCCCGUCGACUCCAAAAUUUUCACGUUCCAAAUUCAACUGCAGCUCCAGCGUGGACUGGCCAAGAUGGUGAUUUCUACAUCGUGAUCUGUACAUCGAAACAGCAGAGGCUAGAAAUGGACGAGAAAGUGAUUUGAAGCGCGCAUUAAGCAGAGCAGAGCAGAUCACAGUAAACACAGCACGUAACAUGCGUUCAUACUCGAUACUUUGCCAUGAAUGACCUAAUACGCACAG
This is a messenger RNA of Aureobasidium subglaciale EXF-2481, 816 nucleotides long. RefSeq lists its product as uncharacterized. Gene Ontology annotation, cellular component: ribosome; cytosolic large ribosomal subunit. Lineage: Eukaryota; Fungi; Ascomycota; Dothideomycetes; Dothideales; Saccotheciaceae. The transcript is spliced from 4 exons. Gene Ontology annotation, biological process: ribosomal large subunit biogenesis; cytoplasmic translation. Gene Ontology annotation, molecular function: structural constituent of ribosome. The coding region runs from base 41 to 370 and encodes 109 amino acids. The record is from RefSeq and is a predicted model, not a curated record.